Messenger RNA from Coregonus clupeaformis (lake whitefish), 2240 nucleotides. It is a transcript of the gene slc35a2, whose product is annotated as solute carrier family 35 member 2. Gene Ontology annotation, cellular component: Golgi membrane. The record is from RefSeq and is a predicted model, not a curated record. Lineage: Eukaryota; Metazoa; Chordata; Actinopteri; Salmoniformes; Salmonidae. Gene Ontology annotation, biological process: pyrimidine nucleotide-sugar transmembrane transport. The coding region runs from base 297 to 1442 and encodes 381 amino acids. The transcript has 5 exons. Gene Ontology annotation, molecular function: UDP-galactose transmembrane transporter activity.
GACCAUCUGUUCUGGAAGCUCUGGGGGUUUUGUGAAUGUGCCAGCGAACAAGGAAAUGAUUGUGAAGUAAAAACAACACAUUAGUGUUUUAAUCGUAACGUGGAAUGGCUCAGCUAGUGGGGUGGGGAAUCGUAGCACUCGUCAGUUGAUGUGUGAAAGGGGCUGCAACAGCAAUUGGGUACAAGCUAGCUACCAGUGCUAAAUUAGCUAACGUUAGGUGAAAGCAAAGGCAAGGAAUUAGCUAGCUCGCUGUCUAGGUGACAUCUCAUUCCAGUUCACAUAACGUCAAUGCCAACAUGGCAGUGGGCAACAACAACGGCCAAGGGACAGGAGUCGGAGAGCAGAAGACGGCUUCUCCUAGACAGAGUGAAGUGAACAGAAAGCUGAAAUACAUCAGUUUGGCCAUCCUUGUUGUCCAGAACGCCUCUCUUAUCCUCAGCAUCCGCUAUGUCCGCACGCUGCCUGGUGAUCGUUUCUUCACCACCUCUGCAGUGGUUAUGGCAGAGGUGCUCAAAGUACUUACCUGCCUUUUUAUAAUUUUGGUCCAGAGAAAAGGAAACCUAAAGGAGUUUAUUGUAUUGCAGUACGACUCCAUUGUCAUCCAGUACAAGGACACGCUUAAACUGGCUGUCCCAGCACUCAUCUAUACCUUGCAGAACAACCUCCAGUAUGUGGCUAUCUCCAAUUUACCAGCAGCUACUUUCCAGGUGACCUACCAGCUGAAAAUUCUGACCACAGCCCUUUUCUCUGUGCUGAUGCUGCGGAAGAGCCUUUCACGGAUUCAGUGGCUGUCCCUGCUCCUGCUGUUCGCUGGGGUUGCUAUCGUACAACUGGAGCAGGAAGGAAAACAGAAGGAGACUACAGUCACUGGACAGAGCCAGAACUAUGCCAAAGGACUGGUGGCAGUGAUAGUGUCCUGCCUCUCCUCUGGCUUUGCUGGAGUGUACUUUGAGAAAAUCCUUAAGGGCAGCUCAGCCUCUGUGUGGAUGAGGAACAUCCAGCUGGGCAUAUUUGGAACUGUACUAGGCCUGUUGGGGAUGUGGUGGAACGAUGGCCUUGCCAUUGCAGAGAAGGGCUUCCUGUUUGGGUACACACCCAUGGUGUGGGGUGUCAUCUUCAACCAGGCUUUUGGGGGCUUACUGGUGGCGGUGGUAGUGAAGUAUGCAGACAACAUCCUGAAGGGGUUCGCCACUUCCUUUUCCAUCAUUGUCUCCACUGUAGUCUCUGUCUACCUCUUUGGGUUCCACGUGGACCUCCUCUUCACGCUGGGUGCUGGUCUGGUCAUUGGAGCCGUCUAUAUGUAUAGUCUGCCCAAAGCAGCUGCUCCCCCCCCCUCUACUGUUACCCUCUCUUCUUCCAGCCACAGUCUGGCCGACGGCGCUGGAGACUCGGAGAUGGACGCUUUCCUCCCAAAGGCCUCUGAAAAGGAAAAAGGAUGCUAAGAAAGUGCUUGACGUCUGAAAGCGUACCGUGCCUGCAUCUCAUGCCAAAGUGAUGUUCAAAGGAAAAUUAUAACAAAUGCCUUCUAUUAAUUGAAUUGAAAUUCCUAUACUAGCAGAUGUGUUGGAGAUGUUUGCCUCGGGUUGCGAAGAGAAUUACAUGAUCUUAUAAUCAUGCUUGGUUUACAUGUAACAGAUCAGGGGUUGAAACUGCCUUUGGUAGAAACGAUUUCCUUACACGGUUGCCUUACUAUUUAUCUAUAUAACAUUAACAUGAUUUCUAGUGAAACAUUUUAUAUUCCAUUUUCUGCUCCGUAUCUACCCAUUUAUAACAAGCAUUAUUUAAUCCCCAUAAGAUUGUUGAAUAGUGUUUAAUUAUUAAUUGUAUGAUGCAUGUGUGUGUAUGAUGCAUUGAAACACUAACCAAUGUAUAUGUUUGUUCAACACCCAGCUAAGCAAAAUUGAAAAUGUGUUGAAAGUAGGGGCAGCAGGUAGUCUAGCGGUUAAGAGGGUUGGGUCAGUAACCGAAAGGUCGAUGGUUCGAAUCUGUAGCUGAUUAUGUGAAAAAUCUGUCGAUGUGCCCUUAAGCAAGGCACUUAACCCUAAUUGCUCCUGUAAGUCGCUCUGGAUAAGAGCAUCUGCUAAAUGACUGUAAAUGUGUUGAUUUUUAUUUGGGUUGAAGACAGUCCAUGAUCAUUUGGCGCCAUCUACUGAACAAUAUUUUAAUAUGUCAGCUUUGAAUGUUUUUAUUUGUAUUUAUUUAGCCUUUAUUUAACUAGGCAAGUCAGUUAAGAACAAAUU